Aspergillus clavatus NRRL 1 is the source of this 1374-nucleotide messenger RNA. Its product is annotated as putative TRAF-like signal transducer. The transcript has 2 exons. Gene Ontology annotation, molecular function: zinc ion binding. Bases 1 to 1374 code for a protein of 457 amino acids. NCBI's taxonomy places the organism in Eukaryota, Fungi, Ascomycota, Eurotiomycetes, Eurotiales, Aspergillaceae. The record is from RefSeq and is a predicted model, not a curated record.
AUGAAACUCGAGGAGCUUCUGAUGAUGGAGUCGAGCUGUGAUCGCGACGAGCUGGUCGAUCUGCGUGGCUUGGACUAUGUGACCAGCUUUGACGACCACCUCAUGUGUCCAAUAUGCCACUGUCCCUUUAUCCGUCCAGUUCGCUUGCAGUGCGACCAUGUGUUCUGCCAAAAGUGCCUGAAUUCCGCCAUCACCUCCUUUGCCGCUGGUCGGGAUGAUUUCACAUGUCCAACCUGCCGGUCGCCGACUCGGGAUGUCUACCUCAACGUACCUCGACUGCUGAUCAACAUGUGCGACGAUGUACGGGUUAAAUGUCCGUUUACGGCAGAGGGAUGCAAAGAAAUUGUACCGCGAGGUCAUAUUCAGUCCCACGUUGACAAGUACUGUGGGUACAGCCUCAUGGAUUGUCCGAGUGCGGUUUGUGACAGGAAGACAAGGAAGAAGGAUCUGAACCCUGAGCAGAAAUGUAUGCACCAGCUGCAUCAAUGCUCCCGCUGCGAGGAGGAGGUUAUGGAACAGGACUAUGAGGAGCAUGUCAAAGAGUUGUGUCCUAGUCUGAGAACCACUUGCCCCGAUUGUCAGACAAUGGUGUUUCGAAAAGCGCUGCGAGAGCACAUCGACACCUGUUCAGAGGCAAUACAUGCCUGCGCGGCAUCGAAAUACGGGUGCCCUGUCAAAGUCAAACGGGCCGAUUUAACGAAUCAUCAGCAGAUCUGUCCAUUAAUUGCCAUGGGCCCUUACUUUGAAACCCAGAACGCACGCCUUGACUCUAUGGAAUUGACGAUUCGCCAUCUCCAGCAGCGAAACGAGAUCUUUGAGGACGGGAUUGCCAAUAUCCGCUCUACCCUACUUGAUGCUUCUCGUGCACUGCCUGGACAGGACAUGGACUUGCGAUCAGGCUCUUCGGGCCACCCAACCCCCUCGAGCUCUCGGUAUGCGGCUGACGAUCAAUCACACAUGGAUGGUUCUAACGCGUCGGCUUCCAAUGCCGCCACCACGACAUAUCUGCUCGCUCUCCACGAGUCCCUCCGGGAAGAGGUCGGCCAGCUGUCACAUGCAAUCACCGAUCUAGACGCUCGGGCCAGCAUGGCUAUUAUGAAUGAGUGCCUCCGUCUGAAGGAGGACAUGGCCCAUACAAAUGCUGCCGUCAGCAGCAUCCGCAUGCAGGUCCAGUGGCUCAUGAAUCCUCGUCUACAUCAGGGCCAACGGGCUGCGGGUGUGCGAUCAAAUACCGGCGGCAACGGCAAUAACCAGGAGCCUAGGCCUGGCCAACUGGGAUCGUCCAACUCUGGUCCGAGCAGCUCGGCUGGCCCGUCUGGCUUGCUCCGUCCUCGAAGACCCAGUGACAGCGGACGAGAAGGCACCAAACUUUGA